CAAUGCCAGACAUGGGGAAUCGUGAUGUGCAAGAGACACUUUUGUUUAUGCAGAUGCAUGAGGCAGGAAUCUCUAUAGGGAUAUUAAAAAAAUUGAAGAGGAAGACGAAGACAUCUCUAUUCUAGUGUUAUUUUCUUCUCACUUACCCCAGUUUUAUAAAAGUGCAUCUCGGUUGACUUCAGUGCAGUUAUUUCCAAUCUAUGCUGGGAUGAAACCAACAGCAAACAAACGCCAGGGCAAUCAAACGAUCAUCACAGAAUUUGUCCUCCUGGGAUUUGGGAAUCUUCCUCAACUGCAAACCCUUCUCUUCAUGCUCUUUCUAGUGAUCUACAUUGCAACCAUGGCCGGGAACAUCAUCAUCAUAGCACUAGUUGUGGCUAAUCAGAACCUUCACACCCCCAUGUACUUCUUCCUGGGGAAUUUGUCCUGCUUGGAGACCUGCUAUACCUCCACCAUCCUGCCCAGGAUGCUGGCCAGUCUCCGGACUGGAGACAGAACCAUUUCAUUUGGUGGCUGCAUCACACAAUUCUAUAUUUUUGGUUCUCUGUUAGCUACAGAAUGCCUUCUUUUAUCUGUGAUGUCUUAUGAUCGGUACUUAGCAAUAUGCAAGCCACUACAUUAUUUUGCUCUUAUGAAUGGACGGUUCUGCCUCCAGUUGACUGCUUGCUCUUGGGUAAGUGGAUUUCUGGCUCCUUUGCCAACAAUGUUACUAAUGUCACAAUUCACUUUCUGUGGCCCCAAUGAACUUGACCAUUUCUUUUGUGAUUUAAGCCCAGUAAUAAAACUGGCCUGCAGUGACACCCACAUGCUGGAUGUUACUGCUUUCAUACUCUGCUCCAUAUUCACACUGCCUCCAUUUCUAUUGACCCUGGCAUCCUAUGUUUGUAUCAUCUCCACCAUUCUGAGAAUCCCGUCCACCACUGGGAGGCAGAAGGCCUUUUCUACCUGCUCCUCUCACCUCAUUGUGGUGACAAUUUUCUAUGGGACUCUAGUCAUUGUGUACCUGCUAUCAGACUCUGAUGCAUUGAGAGAUCUGAACAAAAUAUUCUCUGUUUUCUAUGGAGUCCUGACCCCAUUGGUCAACCCCCUCAUAUACAGCCUGAGAAACAAGGAGGUGAAAGUUUUCCUCAAGGCUUCCAUCAUUAGAUUUUUUGUCUUUUGCAAGAAAUCAGAUAUUUCUAGCUAAUACAUAAAAUGGGCCAAUCAUGAGGAAAUGAUCUUACAAACUUGAAUCGUUUGUGUAGCCAGUAUUAUUCUCUAUGGUCCCAUUGAACUGAUGACUCUCAGGAUCAGGAUUCCCUUAAUCCAAAGGUGGAGUCUGGGUGUUACAUACCUCUGGCCAUCUGCCAGAAUUUGGGGAAAAUUAGGAGAAGAAGCCAAAUCCUGAGACAAGCACUGCACCACCCUCCCAUUCUAUUGUUUGGAGAAUAACAUGUCUCCUCCCUGAACUUUGAUUAUUUAUUCUGAGUGUGGAUAACUUUUCAAGUAAAUAUCUUAAUUAGUUCUUGAGUAU
Messenger RNA from Mauremys reevesii (Reeves's turtle), 1513 nucleotides. RefSeq names its product olfactory receptor 6C4-like. Bases 209 to 1186 code for a protein of 325 amino acids. The record is from RefSeq and is a predicted model, not a curated record. Gene Ontology annotation, cellular component: membrane. Gene Ontology annotation, biological process: G protein-coupled receptor signaling pathway. NCBI's taxonomy places the organism in Eukaryota, Metazoa, Chordata, Testudines, Geoemydidae. The transcript has 2 exons. Gene Ontology annotation, molecular function: olfactory receptor activity; G protein-coupled receptor activity.